UCAGGCCUCCAUUUUUACCAGGACGUCUGCAGCAGCUGUCCACUGGUAUGUCAGCGGGAGCGUCACAGUGGUGAUACAGGGGUUCAGAAGUGAACUGAAGCGGCUGCGUGCAGUUUGAUCCAGGAAGGUUUACCCUCACUGUCUCCGGCCUGUCCAGGACCUGCAGCCCCACCACCAUGGCGGAUCAGUACCAGUACAACACCAACGAGGAGAAGAUUGUGAAGGACAGCCACACCAAAGAGAUCGACCUAAUCAACAGAGACCCCAAGCAGAUCAAUGAGGACGUGGUGAAGGUGGAGUUUGAGGACGUCAUUGCAGAGCCUGACGGUACACACAGCCUGGAUGGAGUGUGGAAGCUCAGCUACACCACCUUCACCGUGUCCAAAUACUGGUGUUACCGCAUCUUGUCUGCUGUCUUCGGUAUCCCUGUUGCUCUGCUCUGGGGCUUCCUGUUUGCCUGCAUCUCCUUCUGCCACAUCUGGGCUGUGGUUCCCUGCAUCAAGAGCUGUCUGAUUGAGUCACAGUGCAUCAGCCGCAUCUACUCUCUCUGCAUCCAGACCUUCUGUGAUCCCUUCUUCGAAGCCCUUGGCAAGAUCUUCAGCAGGGUGCGCGUAGUAAUGCGCAAAGAAGUCUAAGAACUCAAACAGUAGUGUUUCUAGUAUGAUCGGAUGAAGUGUGGUCUCUUUUUAUACACCAGAAGCUCAGUCCUGGCAUCUUGCUUACUUCUUGAUACUCCUCCUCUUCCCUACAUAACAUGCUGUUCUCCACCCACCCGUCCUCAAGCCCUCAGCACUGAGUCCUGACAUGCCUGGUGUGCCUUUUGCCACCAGAAGCUCUGCGACAGCUGCAGCAGGCAGCGUGGUUCUGUGACAGCUCUGGCACUCCUGGAGGGCUCCGUGCUCCUCACUGAGAGAGAAGAGGGCCGCUUGCCAUGGGGACGAUCUGUCUCCCCUCAUUCAUUUGUAUCACAAAAAAAUCUCAGAUAGUGGCUUCUCAUUCACAACAAAUGAAAACAACUCCCCAACACUGCUGCACCUUUGGAUGAUGCUGGCUGUAUGCAUUGCAUUUAGCUAUCCUUAAAAGUUAUGUUGAUGCUGUAUGUUGCUGUGUCCAAUACUGUUUUACUUUGUAUUGAUUGAAUUGAAUUUGACACUUAUAUAUGUAAACUUAACCUUAUUAGAAAAAAACCCUAACAGAAUGAAAGGAAUUGAAAAUGUCCAGUAUUUCUGUCCAGUAAUGUCUGAUUUCUUUAUGUAUUCAAAAAAUAUAUUCUGAUAUAUUUCCCUCUUAA
This is a messenger RNA of Seriola dumerili (greater amberjack), 1291 nucleotides long. RefSeq names its product caveolin 3 (gene cav3). Gene Ontology annotation, molecular function: molecular adaptor activity; transmembrane transporter binding; connexin binding. Lineage: Eukaryota; Metazoa; Chordata; Actinopteri; Carangiformes; Carangidae. Gene Ontology annotation, cellular component: caveola. Gene Ontology annotation, biological process: regulation of membrane potential; caveola assembly. The record is from RefSeq and is a predicted model, not a curated record. The transcript is spliced from 2 exons. The coding region runs from base 177 to 635 and encodes 152 amino acids.